Messenger RNA from Caenorhabditis sp. 36 PRJEB53466, 712 nucleotides. NCBI's taxonomy places the organism in Eukaryota, Metazoa, Nematoda, Chromadorea, Rhabditida, Rhabditidae. The record is from the annotation of a GenBank genome assembly.
AUGGCCAACGUCGGCAGAUCUCGUCCAGUUUCGUCGACCGAAGAGGCACUUUUCUACAUUAUUCUUGGAUUCCUACUGAUUGCUCUAACCACAGUGAGUUUCUCAAUUGACACUUUUUCAAUGUGCUCAACAACAAGAACUGUGAGCUAUAACCUUUCAGAUGUUCGCCAUUUAUCGUGGCUGCACAUACCUGUUGGCUCGUAAGAAAUCCAAGCAAAUGGGACCAAUAACCGGCGUGCGUAUCGUUCCCGAAUGGCUACGCGCGACAAAUUCCAAUCUACGUGAGCCGAUUUCCGUGGGAAUCGUGAAGUUCUAUCCGAGAACGUACGAACAACGAUUCGAGUGGGAGACGACGCGCGCGCGGACGUUCAAAAAAGAGCGCAACAAGUCGGCGCACGUCAAAAUACGCAAAAUACUUGAAAAACUCUACACGGACGUUCGCAUCGUCCCGCCCGACACUGCGAUCGUGCAAAUUCCGAUGGACAACUUUCGGUGCGGACGGGGCUUCAAUGAUUUUGAGCCCGUCGUCGACGAGCCGUCUUCCGGAUGCGCGUACAGCUAUCAAAUGUUCGGCGCCGACGCGAUUCAGGCGACGUUUUAUGAAAAAGAUGGUCGGCGAUGCGUUGCCGGGAUUUGUAUCUAUGUUCCGGACCCGUACGCGUGGAGUGUUCACUGGCAAACUUCGAUCGUUUUGCGAUUGGUCAAUUGGUAG